Messenger RNA from Schistocerca gregaria, 12428 nucleotides. RefSeq lists its product as uncharacterized. The transcript has 3 exons. The record is from RefSeq and is a predicted model, not a curated record. Lineage: Eukaryota; Metazoa; Arthropoda; Insecta; Orthoptera; Acrididae. The coding region runs from base 183 to 683 and encodes 166 amino acids.
UUCCAGCAGGCUUUCAACAGCGAGCAACGAAAUUGUUCUGUAGAGAGUGGGAAGAAUUUUAUGCCACAGUGAGCAGAAGGGAGAAAGGAUACGAGAAAAUUGACAGUACGGUAAAGAAGAAGCUAAAAUUGUGGCGACGUGGAAGCGGAAGCGCAGCCGCCGCAGGCAGCAACUACGUGAGAAUGGACGAAUGCUCAAAGAUACAGGAAAUUACGCCCCAACGGGCUUCUGCCAGCGCUGGUUCCGCCCACAGCCCGACGCCGGCGCCGAGGCAGCCCUCGUGCACCAGUUCGCCCAGCUCUUCCGGGCCCCUCGUGUUCCCGACCUCCCCGCCACCUUCGUACGAGCACGUGCUGGCUGAGAACCGCAUGGCGGCGGCGCAGGCAGAGAGCUCUGCGGCCGCCGCAGCGGCAGCGUCGGCGGCGCAGCAGGAAGCAGGCACCCCCACGGGCAGGACGGAGAUUCUGCACAAGUCCAGCAAGGAGCUGUACCGCGCCGUCGCCGCGCAGUGGGGCAUCACCUGCAAGAUGAGUGACCACUGCCGCUGCCUCGACUGCCAGAGCCGAUACUUUGACUGUGAAUAUGACCAGAAUGAGCAAGAGAAAACUGAUGGAGGGCUUAGUGCUGGAACCCCAAUGUUCAUCUCUGAAGUCAUCCACGGAACAGCCUGCAGCAUUCUUUGAAUGCAUUUUCAUUGCAGAAUGGCCUAAAAUAUCAAAAAGUAAUAUAAAAAUUUAAAAAUAAUAAAUAUAAAAAUAUGUCAAUUGAACUGCUUAUAUAUGAAAUGCAGUAAUGUAAUACAUAAUCUGCUUCAUUGUUUUAACUAUAUCAUGAAGGACAAGUUCCACUAUAUUUUAUUCUUUAUAUGGGUGUGUUUUAUUGUAGCUAAUAUGACAUAUUAUGACAGCAAUACUGGUAGACACAAUAUCAAAAUUAUAUCUGGAGUUUUCCAGAGUUGUAAUUUUACACAGUUUUUCUUUGAAGUCUGGUAUUAGAAAAUGUAAUGUGGGGAUGUGUUGGAAGCCACCCUCACACAAGCCACCAACUAAUUUUACAUAAUCUAUCAGUUUCUCAUCAUAUAAAAAAUAAAUAUAGCUUUUACAUUCAAGAAAGGUAAUAAUGAAUGCAGACAGCAUAUCUUAAAUUCAUAAAUCGCAGACAGUCUCUGUCUGAAUACAAGUUAAUCUCAUAUGGUGAAUACCAGUAACAAGCUGUCAGUCAUGCUUUUCUAAAUAUGUGUUCUAUGUUAACAGUGGCUAUAUCUAUAGAAACUUUGUAUGUUGUGUAUGUAAUCAUAAAAUCUCAGAUGUUGUAAGGAAACGCAAAAUAUCCAGUAAAGUCAAAAUUUGCAGAUAUGAUGUAAGUGAUAUGAUAUAUUAUGACUAUAUAAUAAGUGUCAUGUAUUUUAUAUAUGUCUAUAAAUCUGAACAAGAACAAUAUUAUCACCAAUUUGUUGUGAAAUCAGACAAUUAUUUCACUCAUUUCAUAUUCUCUGGAAACAACUACAGACACAUAAUGGUUUCACUCAUUUAAUAUUCUUCAUAAAAAGUAUAGGAACCAAAGCAACACAUUUUCUGUUGCAGUCAGUUAAGUUUCAUUAAGACAAAGGUUGUCGUACUUCCCUGAAAUGAUGGCAUGGGUAGUAACAUUACUUAUUUAUAAUUCAGAGAUGGCAACAAUGAGUGAAAAAAACACUGGUGAAUGUUGUUUGCUCUGUGGUUAUUAUGCAGAGAUUUUAGUCAUGAUGUUCAGCCAAAAUCUCUUUAAAAUGUUACUACUUUUUAGUUUAUUAGAGAAAAUAAAGACAGUUCAUGUCACUCUAAAAAUAGUGCAGUAAUCUUUCAAAUGAUUUAGUAUAUAUCAUACAUGUGUAGAUUACUAAAUGGUACUAUGUAUUUAUCCAGACAUUUACUGUGUGUAUCUUUUCCUGCUUUGGAUGUUGAUGUUGAUAUUGAUAUCGGGCUCACAAAAUGUUUGCAGUAAAUGACUGCAUUAUUGAAGUGGCACAACACUUUAUCUGACCUAUAUGGUAAUCAUUGAUGUGCUGCCUCUGACUUCUGUAGUGUGUAGUCUGUAAUAUAUAAGAUAUACAAAAUUCUGAAAGCUCUAUAAUAUCUUUUCUAAGGUGGAAAUUGUAACUAAGGUCUGCAAUUUAUAAAAAUAUAUGUGUUGUUUAUACAGGAUGAUUAGAAACUUUCUGAAAAGAUUGUAGGAAAGGUUGUGCUAAGAAAUAAUCGUUAAAAAAUUGGAGUUAAUGAGUAUUGAAAUUAGCCAGUCAGACCAUUGUGUGUGCAAAUACAAGUGGCCCACCAGAUACAAUUAGUUUAAGUUGUUCUCCUAGUGGAGGUAACAGCACAUGCGACUGUUCAGUCUUUGGAGCAGUUUUCAUCCACAUUACCCUUCCAUGUCCAAUCAUUGUAAAACUCUAUUGUUCAGUUUGAGGAAACAAAAUUAAGAACACAUUUAAUGGCACUUUUUCUGAUGGGCCACUUGAAUUUGCAUCUGAAACGGUCUGACUGGCUAAUUAAAUCAGAAAUGGUGCAACUUACUAAAUUUUUUACUCAACAAUUAUUUCUCAGCACAACCUAUCCUGCAAAACCCUUACAAGCUUUUCAGACUGUUUGUGGCCACCCUGUAUAUGUAUUUAGUGUACUGAAAACGUGGAAAAUUGUAGUUUAUAAUUAUUAUACUAUUUUGAUUUAGUUUGAUAAUUUAUCAUGAAGGUUAUUUGUAAUGUGAACCAAAGCAGUAGCUAUAAAUUGAAUACACAUACCCAUUCUGCAUUCUACUUUACACCUCUGCUUAAAAUAAAAUGAAAGAAAGAAAUUUUGGAGUGACAGAGCAGCCAGUACAGAUAAAGAGCUUUUAAACAUGAGAGAAGAGUUGAUUUACAAACAGUGAUUAACUACAAAAUUUGUCAUAGACUGUCAGCUACAUUCAGAUGUAGAACUGUUGUACUCCAAACAAAUACAGAAUAGGUGACUCAUUUAAAACCUCUAACUCCUAUAGUUUUGCAGCUGGUGAUUUUAGUAUUGGUCUGUCUAAAUUUAACAUGCAAAACAGCAUGCACUAUAAAUACUAACAAUGUACUGAAAAAAUGAAGGACAUGCAUAUAACAAAUAAAUCAUUUGUUAAAAUGUAGCUUUUUUAUUUCAAUACAUUGCAACUGUAAGUAACAAGUACAUAAAAAUCAUAGAUCUGAAUUUAAACUUAAGUACAAUUUCAAGAUAUAAAACUGCAUUCACCAGAAAUAUUAACUAUUUUUCACAUCUAAAAUAAAUAUACAGCAGUUUUUGUAAGUGAGAUUCCCUUACCAGGUAAUACUUCACAGUUGUUCAUAAUAGUAAACAUUUGUCUAUGAAAUGAACUUUUCAGGUAAAGUCUUUUUUAAUAUUCAUAUCAAAUUUCCACAAUAAUAUUUUUUAUUCAUAUCCUAAGAUUUUUCAUUGAAAACACACAAAGAACAUAUCUCAAAGGUAUCUGUGAAGAUCAUAAUAAGUAUCAUGUCUGGAUCUGUUCUCAUUUACAGGAUGUGAUUAACUUUAACCACAGAAACAUAUUUCUUAAUAACCAAAAAAGUAGCUGCAGUUGAAGGAAUUGGACACUAAUCGAAAAUUUCACUUAAUAGUACAUUAGAAAUAUGUUAAAUCAUUUCUUUAAGUACCAUACUCUCUAAAGAUAUAUUUAAAAUAAUCGUAAAAUGUGAGUAGGUGCUCUGCCUAUAACGGCAAGGAGUAUCAUUACAUAUAAUAUCAAUACAUAAAAUUAUAUUUCUUAGCACUCUUUGAUAUCUUAUUAACCAACAGAUUGUCGGUGCUACAAGAGUACUAAAGCCAGCCUGCAUUAAUCAUAUAAUAUGUCUUGUGUUAAUAAAGGAAACACACUUCUCUCUACCUCUAUUGAACUGACUAAUCCUGAAGAUAGUUUCAUGAAAUAUUAACAUACAAAAAUGAGUUGCUUGUGUAUUUCACUAUGCAUAAACAAAUGGUUCAGUUACAAAGUGUCUAUUGUAACUAACUAUUCUUUCAUUAUGGGUGAUCGUUUUUUUAUUGUCCUCUGAUGAUUGAAAAUGUGUUUCCCUUGUUUAUUUUGUAAUUUACUAAAGUUGCUGCAAAUUAUCCUUUCAUAACUAUUAUGGAAAUUUCGUAUUGUAAUUAGAAGAAUUCAGAAUUAUAAUACAUUACUAGAAACGUUUCUUUGCUGAAAUACUGACAAGCAUGUUGUGUGUGGUUUUUAUACUGAAUAGAUAAUAAAAACAAGUAUGAAUUUGCAUAAAAGAGUGUUUAAGUAGGCAUCUCAUUAUUAAAAGUGCAACACAAAUGGGAAUCCUAUAAAGUAUUUGAUUGAUAUACACUCUGAAUAAAUUGUAGGAAGUAAAAGUUGCUGUUUAUUACUAUUCUUAAUUCUGUAAAUUUAUUUUCAAUUUUGAACACUGAAGUAUUAUAAUAAUCUGCCAUUCACUUAUUUUAAAUUUCAUCGAGUAUCCGAUCUAUAUCAUUUCCCAUCUACACCUCUCUCUACAUACAAUGAUUCCAGUUGCUGCAUUAUUAUAUGCGAUAUGAAUUUAUACUUCGCCUUUCUCUAUUUCUCAGUGACUUCACAUGCACCAAGUUUUAAAUAUUCCCAAGUAAUAUCUCUAAUUUGGCAGCAAUAUGUUAACUACUGCUUAUUUUUCAUGUUGUUCUUUAAUACAUCUGAUAGUUCGAUUUCUAAUGAAUUGGGAAGUACAUAUGCUUACUGUGCUGCUACUGUCAUGCAAUCUUCACUGUAUAAUAUUGUUGUAACGUUGUUUAUAUCAUGAUGACCUUGUUGCAAACAGUUUGAACUAGCAUAAAGACAUAGAGUUUUUAUACAAAUUAACUGACUUAUUUACAGGCUUUCUCUUCUGAAUACAGAAUAUGUUGAAUAAAUUCCUUUUUUUUAAAUGGGAAAAUUCAAUUGUUGUAUUUAAGGUUCACUGUAAUGUAUCAUUUAUUUGAAAGUGGAAAUUGUGUUAGUGCUAAUAUUUGUUACAGAAUGAUAUGCUUGAAUCAAUUUACGCUUCAGACUUGACAUCUACUUGAAAUCAGAACAUAUGAUCUACCUCUGAAUGUAACUAUGGAGGCAAUAGGAAUGAGCAGUAUUUAUAUUUUUAUAAAUACUUUUCAGAUUUUAUUUGAAUUUUAUAUGCAUGUUUCAGUCUGUGUAUUUACUUCAUGUGCAAUAUUUUCAAUGUUGUUGAUGCAUACAUCAGAACACUAACUUCGUAACAUUUUAUAUGUAUGUUUCAGUCUGUUAUUUAUGUUAUGUGCAAUAUUUUCAAUGUUGUUGAUGCAUACCAUCAGAACACUAACAUCGUAAGAACUUCUGUGAAAGACAAGAAUGCCUAGAUAUACUGUUGUUAAUUAUUAUUAAAUGAAUGAAUAUCUGUUAAGUUAAAAUACUUUCCUUUAUCACAAAUUUUAAAUAUCUCAGAGCAAGUACAAAUGAGAGGUAGUGUGAAACUAUAUUACUGAAAUAAAAUCUACACAUCUGCAAUGAUCUUCAUCACAGGAAUGUGUAUACUGAAAUAAGUUGUAGAAUUUUGAAUGCAGAAGGAUUUGGAUUGCAUUUUGCAUGUGCUAAAUAAGGAUAUAACAAAUAUCUAUUACAACAGGGAAAUGUGUUCAAAGAAAGGAUCUGUUGUUAAUUAAUAGUGUAAUGUAUCAAAUUUCAAACAAAUAUUUAAAAUACUCUAAAAAUUGGAAGUUUGCAGAAUUAUUAGCAGAAAUCUGAAAGUAUUUGUGUGUCUUACCAGCAGAGCCAAUAAAAUCACAGUCUUGAUGAUGGCAGCAGGAGCAAAUAAGAGCUAGUAAAUUUCAAAUUUGGGUCUAGAGUUACUGAACUCAAUUACAAUAUUUGUCAUUGUUAACUUAAAUUUCAGUGGAAAACUCAGGAUUUGGAUAAAUUGUUAUAAAGGAUGUUCUACUAGUUUAGAAGCUGUAGGUUAACCUACACUAAUACAUUCUCACAAAUAACAGAAGGGAUUACUUUGUAAACAUAUGGUCAACAGUCUUAAAAUAAUACAUUUCUGGAACAUAGGCAUAGUCACAAAUAUAUUACAUCUCAGCUAACAUUUGUACCUUUCAAUGAGAAUGUACCUAUUAAGAAUGAAAAUUUUAUUCAAUUAACUGCUUUUAAUGAGGAAAACAGUAUAAUUUCAUUCAUUAAACAUUAUAAAGAAACAAACACUUAUUGAAAUAUCGCAGAUGGAUAUUAUUGUUUGAUAGUUGAUCCAAUCUUCAAAAAAUUUCUCUGAAUAGAACCAAGCAGGACAGUUUCAUUAAAAUAAAUAUGUAAUUUGAGUACAAACAUGGAAUUGUGAAACUCUGGUUUAGAGAGCAUGUUGAAUGAUAUUGGGAAGUUAUGUGUAAUUUGCUUAAAACAUGCAUUAAUUUUGUAUUAAGUUUGGUGGAGACUGUGUUCAAUACUUUUAUAUGCACAUGUAAAGAGUUUGAAUGACAUGGAGGUCAUCAAGCAUAGGGCCGACUGGGAAGAUACUGUGCUGGAAAGCAUAGAUAAAUAAGACAAGUGAGUAAGUCUCUUUUUCCAUUGUACCUUGGGAAAUGAUUAAUUUAUAACUGAGAGAUGCGAAAGCCUAAUACACAAUAUUACUAAUGAUAUACAUGACUGUCUUCUUCGCAGUUAUGCGUUUUCCUAAAAUAACAUUGAUUUAAAUGGAGGUAGGUAAGGCUAGGAAAAUGAUGUGCCAUGUCUUAAAGGCACUGAAUAUUCCUCUAUCAGAAAAACUGGUACCUCAUUGGAACUGAAUGGAAAUAUUAAAGAAAGAUUAGAAUUGAGUGUACUUCUAUGUUAAUUAAGAUUGUAGGGUGUAAUUGCCCACUUCAUCUUUUGACAUGAAUCGAAUUUUUUGAUGUUGAAGGAUGGUCACUGAAAACUCUUCCAAAACUUAUUUGUAAGAACGCAGUUUCUAGGUUAACUUCUCAUGAUCAUGGUUCAACCACACAGAAUCUUUUAAGGGACAUCAUAUUCGCCAUUGACUGUAGAAAUUAUUUAUUUCAUAAUUGCAAUUUCGGCCUUUGGGGCAUUUUCUAGUGGUACUGCAAAAUCUGAAAUAAUACAAAAUGAAGUAUAGAAUAUAUAUACAGAACUGCACAAACAUGUCAUGUAGGCAGUAGCAGGGGAAGGUGGGGUACAGUGUAGCACAAAAAUUAUUUUUUUUGUAACUCGAAAACUAUGUUUGUGAAUACAUUACUCUUUUAGAUGUUGUUCUGUAACAAUCAUAUAAAGCUCACAGACUCAGUGAGGCUUUGAAACUGUUCUAACUAUUUUGAAUAUUAAGUAUAAAUAUAAUUUGUUACAGUGUGUCCUUUGUUGGUUUUAGUUUUCUUCUCCUGUAUCAUCACACACUGUCUCAAAUGAUCCUCAAACAGUAUUUUAACUGGCUUAUCUCUUCUAAUGCUAUUUAUUACCCUCUUCCUAUUUUUUGGUUGCUCGUUCUUUCAUCAGCUCUAAGGAAACCUCGGAAAAUAUCAGGACCAACAGAGUGUUAGUAGAGUGCGUCUUCCCUAGCUGGUAUAUUGCGCAGAAGGGUCUUUCUGUGACUCGUGUUGACUUGCAUCAUUGUCAAUCGAUUCCAGAACAGGGAAUGCACUGUUCACAUCACUAUAACAUUGCUACAGUGAACCACACAUUAAACUGUUACGCUGUGCCCCACAGGACAGCUUUAUAUAAUUUUGGAAGUUUUUAAAAACGUACAGAGUAUUAUAUUAUUAUAAAAAUUUACUUCACAUACCUCGAAGCACAUUUUCAUCACCAGACAACAAAGACGAAUUGCAAUUGCUUCCAAAGUAUGCUGGCCAAAAGUGCUGCAAACGACAAUUGCAAAAAUGUUAAACCAAAAGUUAGAAACAUGGUAACUUAAAAAUCUAAAUGUUACACUACUAAGUCCCGUGUUACACUCUAUCCCACCAUCCCUGACAUUACAGUAAUGGUGAAAAUAAUACAUCACUUACAUGUUGUUUCAGUACUUAUCAGGUUUUAGAACCCUCCAACACGUGUACAUGUCAUAAUCAAAAAUAACCUUUUCACUGCAGGAAUACAAUAAUAUCAAACGAAUGGGAAGCUGUCUAUGUUGUGAAAUGAUGUAAAUGAUGUGAAGUAUUUCCUGUGUUAACACCCUUGACAUAAAUAACUAAAAAUCUAUGUGCUAACACUCUGUUUACUUGUGAACUAAGGCUGUUAGCGCGAUAAUACAUUCAUAUUCUGACUGCCCAUGCACUUGUCAGAGACAGUACAUUCUUGUGACAACAAUUGUAAGCUUCAUAUCAUAACAUCUUUUUACAUCUGUUUCCAAUAUACAGCUUUCUAUGUGCUGAUAUAGUCAUAAGGUGCAAGGAGACAGGAUAGACAAAUUUCUUUAUAACAGAGUGGAGUAGAUAUACGUGUGUUAUCUGUUGAAAUGGUCCCAUACAGACUUGGGUCUCACACUAAUUUGACUUUAAUCAGAAGUAUUUUAAGCUCUGUGGAAUUUAUUAUAAUACAUACACGUAUUUUUACAUGACUACAUUACCCAUUUUAAGGCCUGGUGAGAAGAGACAUACUGUAAUUGUGAGGUAGCAUCUUGUAUUUUAUAGUCCGAAUUUACAGUACUGUACUGUUACAUAGUUCCAAUGUAUACUUUUUCCUUUGUUGUUAUUUCAUCCCCUUGCUCUUUAUGUGCAGGGGCUGGGCUAUCAGUGAAACAAUAUUCCAUUCUUCAGUCAACAAAGUAAAAAAAAAGUGUAUAGCAAAGAAUGAGGAGAAACAUUAGGGAUGUUUUUCUGUUUUAAAUUAAAACUCAGGUACAGACUAGGAAAAAACGUAAUAUCUUCAUUUAAAGACACGUCACAUAAUGGUGAAAUCCUUCCAAGGAAAAACAUUGAAGAAUGGCACUUUCAAUUAAAAUCUGGGUGAGAAGUCUUUCAGGAGGACAGAAUAUGAUUCAUAUGGUUGAGAGGUGUGGGCAGAAAAGUUAGGGUUCAGUUAGGUAAGAAAAUAUGGAGAGGAAGGUAGAGGUUUUGGGUGGGUGGAAGGAAUACAGAAGGUGGGGAAGACAGAGGGUGAGGAGGAGUUUAGUGUGUGGGUUGGGUGUGGUAACAAGAGGAAAGGGAUGAGGACGUAUGGAGAGGGAAAAGGAGAGAGAAGCCCUAAUGUGUGUCGGGAUGGGUAGGAAAAGUAAAGUUCGUAUGAGAGGUAAAUGUUGGGGCUGAUUGCACUGUGUGCGAGAGUGAGUUGGUUGAAGUUUCACUGGGGUAUGGAGUGUGUACCAAUUUACGGACGGUGGGAAGUGGGAUUGUAAAUGCAAAGCAGUGUACACCCAGAAAGCUAUACCCUUGUCAGCACAUGUACAAAGACAUUGUGAUAUGAAGUUCACAAUUGUUAUCACUGGAAUGUACAAGAUGUGGCACUGACAGCCUGACCUGUGAAUGUUUUUUCUCGCCAUGGAAACAGUGUGUUAGAACAUUGACUCUGAGUGAUUUAUAUGAAAGAUGUUAACACUGGUAACAUUUCACAUAUGGUACACCAUUUAACAAUGUGUAGAGCUUUUCACUCGUUUGAUGUUAGUGUAUAUCUAAAGUGGAAAGGCUUAGUUUUGGCGACGACAUGUAUGCAUUAUGGAGUAUUUUAAAGUCUGACAUGUACUGAAGCAAAAUGUAAGUGAUGCAUUAUUUUCACCAUUUUUGUGUUUUCUACUGUCUAUAUGACAUGCUUGUGCAGGUCUGUAUAUGCAUUCUGUGCUUCACUUUCGUAGUAUUUUAGCUUUUGCACUACCAGUUGAAAAUGCCUCAAAGGCUGAAAUUGUAACUGUGAAAGAAAUAAUUUCUAUAAUCAAAGGAGAAUAACAUACAUUUAUUUUAUUUUUAGGAGCUGCUUGGGGCCCUAAAUUUGAGAAAUUGAUGUAUUACUGUGGUUAUCUGUGACACAGUCCUGGAAAGUAUGCUCUCAUAUCUUACCAAGCAGUACCACAAGUCUCUGUCUUAGAGAAUCUUCUAUGAAUUCUACAUGUUUUUCAAAGACUCUCAAAUGAUUGCUACACAGCUCCUCCCACUAAUUACAUUAUUUUCCUUUUCUUGCCAAUAUAGCUUCAACAAGCUCCAUCAGUACUACAGUGAUAAAUUUCUUUUACAUGCUUCAUGAUGAGUAAGAAUACUACUGAAGAUUUUUCUCCUCACUAUAAUAUUUUAAUUUAUUUUCUUUCUAUCGUCAUUAUUUAUUAUGUCAUGCUGUAUUUUCUGCCAGAAAUUUGUCCUAUCACAUUUCUCCCAGCGAACCUUAAGUUUCAUAAACUGAAAGCCAAAUAUUACCACUAUAAACUAGUGCAUCAUACCCUUCUUCUGCCUGACAGCAAUGAUUAUAUGAUACAUCACCAUUGAAACAACAUGUUUUAUAUGAAGUACCCUAAUGUUGUUUCCCUCUUCUCUCUGAUAUUCAGAUUAUUUCAAUAACUUUAUGCACAGAAGAAUUCAGCCUUUGUUAUUGUUUACUUAAAAACAUUUCUUAUGAACGUGACAAGGACCUGUGUUACUUUAUUUUGGUGUAGAUCUUUGGCUCACUUCUGUAUGCAUAAUUCUCCUAACUUAACAUUACUAAUCAUUUUGAAACAAGACAGGAGCUAAAAGUAAAUGUUUUACCUUGGACUUCUGGGAAAUAUGUUAUCUGAUUUAUACUGAGAAAUUACUCUAAUAUUCAAAUGCAUUGUCAUAGUAUAUUCAACAAAUUAGUUUAUUGUAAUAUUGGAUAAAACGAUUUCAAAAACAUUUUACAAGCCACCAAUACUCUUCCAUUCAUGUGAAUAUUGUCUUCAAUUUUCAAGAGAAAGUCAAAAUCUUUCACUUUUUUGUGCUUUUAUGAAUUACUUACCACUCUAUGGAGCUCAAAUGAAAGCUUGAAAAUUCAAAAAUACCUACAGAUUUCGGCAGAGAAAAUCCUAUGAUGAGAAACUUACUACUGUGUGAAUGAUGGACCAAGAAUCACAUAAUACCAGAAAUUAUAAAUAGUCAAUGGAUCGCAUCAUGAUACACUGUAUCCUUUAAGAUAGUUAACUUUUUUAUCUGAUACUCUUGCAAAAUGCAUACAUUAACUUCAGAUGCAACCUGUGAAUAAGAAUGGAUUAAUUUAACUGUAACAUUCCUGUUUUCUGUAUAGCAGUUUCUACUUAACAUUCAUUGGUAUAUAUUUAAAUUAAAUUAUUUACUCUUUCUAGCAAUCUUUCUAAUCAUAUCUGUUAUUAUUCUAAUACCUAAAAGGAUUGUGUGUCAUGUAUUAUUUUGUGUAUAAUACUUAUGUUCAUAAAAUAAAUUAAUGCGAAAUUGUAAUUUACAACAAUACCAUUACAAGAAAUGAAAUUUAUAACCAAUGACGUUUUAUGUUACAUUAAUAUAUUACUCAGAUUUUUUCUCUUUAUUAUGUUAAUUUAUUCUUCAUUAGUGUUAAUGUGUCAAUUUGACUGAUUUUGUGUAUUUGAAGAGAAAAUAAUGAUACUGUCUAAUCCAAUUUUUACAGUAGUUGAGGUCAGAUCAGAGAUAACAAGUGUGCGUGCUGCUCAGUGUAGGAAAGUAAUUUAUUUUCAGAUUUUAUUCGUAAGUUUGUAUCUCUUCAUCAACUAUAGAUUAGCUGAGUCUUUGGGCAAUUUUUGUAGUACAUACCAAACCUUUCACAAGUUAAAUGCAAAUAUUGUACCAAGGAAGGUUGCACAGUGGUUAGAUUAUGGAAUUCUCAUUCAGGAGGAUAAUAGUUCAUGGUUGGAUCUGCCCAUACUGGUUUAGGCAUUCAAUUUUUUUAAGUCCAUUAAGGAGGAUUCUGGGGUUGUUUCAAUGACAAGAACACUAAUGGUUUCUUUUGCCAUCCUUCAUGUACUCAAGCUUCUACUCUGCGUCUGUUGACCUACAUUACUGGGGCAACAUUAAACCCUAUGUUCAUUUUUUGUAAAUAUUCUAUUUAAGUGAAAGUAGUCAUUUGAAUAAUUACCUAUCAAAAUUUAAAAUUAGUUCAAUUUCCUGAUGAUUGUAUUUCAAGGCAUUCUACAGAUUAAUCAUUGAUACUUAAGUCUAUAUUUUACUCUCAACUAGCAUUUAUCAAGAAAUAUUGAAUGUGGUCCACUAUUCAUUAUUUCAUUUGUAGUUGUUUUCCUACUGAGAAAUAUUUUAAGAGACUCUACUCAUAUGAAGAUUGACAUUUCAUUGUCUCCAGCUUGUGAAUAACAUACCUACCUAUUCUGUAAAAAAAUGUAAAAGAUGUCAAAUUCUUUAAAUAUCGACUGAAACUAUAUUGAAAACACCUGACCACUGGUGCAACUUCUAAUGCAGUGAGACAGGCUACAGCCUGCAGAAUUUUAGUUGUCUAAAAUAAACCAAAGAAGUUGCAUGUACUCACCUCAGUGUAACAUUGUGUCACUGAGGACAUUAUUU